This is a messenger RNA of Gongylonema pulchrum, 381 nucleotides long. Lineage: Eukaryota; Metazoa; Nematoda; Chromadorea; Rhabditida; Gongylonematidae. The record is from the annotation of a GenBank genome assembly.
AUGUUAAGAAGCAGUAAAGUGGACCAGGAAGAGCUGAUCCGACGUGAAUCGUAUUUGCGCGACAAUUCUCGACCGUUUGUCUGGGCCGAUCCGACAACUUGGCCGCGUCGCUGGGGCGUCACGUUCUUUGCUGUUGGCAGUGGCCUGCUUUCCUGGAAGUAUUACUGCGAUUGGGCGCGAAAGCCAUUCUUCUACAGUAAGUUUGGCGUGUUCCUCUGUUUUUCUGCACUCCAUUUGAGUUUGUAUCCGCGCUUGGCUGCUUUAGCGUUUCUGGGUACUGUUGGCUACGUGGUCGGCUGCUUGCGUGAAUAUCACUAUAAGACACGUGACGCCGUCGUCGAGCACUACGCUACUGGCCUUUCAGGUCCUACAGCUAUUUAA